UCGUCGACGAGUAUACGUCCAAAAAGGAAGUCACGAAACUUCUUGCAGCGGAAGCUGAGCGAGAAACGAGAAUGGAUGGCCUGAAGGUGGAGGAGGAGCACUGCAUGUUCGAGACGAGCCACGUCCUGGGGGCCCUCCUGGCGUCCUCCCCACUGCUCACACAAGCCUGGGGCCGCUGCGUGCACGCCAAUGCCGGAAGCUCCAGCUUCGUCCUCCAACGCUGCGACGACGCCGUCUACGUCGCCUUCUCCUCCACGCCGUCGUCCACGCCCACUGCACUCGGCGGCGGAUUCUUCGACCUUGUUCCUAUCUCCAGCGGCGGCCACGAGCUCUUCGCGCCACUGGAGGGAGCCGCGCAUCCGGUGCUCGUCCAGGCCGGCGCUCUCCGUCUCUUUCUGAGCUCCUACCGCAGCCCCGAUUUCCAGAUGCUGAUAACAGAGACCAGAAACAAGUCGGUCAUAUUCACAGGCCACUCCGUGGGAGGUUCCAUCGCCUCCCUUGCGGCCCUUUACUUCCUCUGCUCGUCUUCUCGACCCGACGCUCCAUCACCGGCUUCCCUCGUGUGCAUCACCUUCGGAAGCCCGCUGCUCGGAGACGAGACGCUCUCUCGAGCGAUUCUGAGGGAAAGGUGGGGCGGAAGGUUCUGCCAUGUCGUGUCGCAGCACGACAUCAUGCCCAGGCUGCUCUUCUGCCCUGUGAACGCCCUGCCUCCGCAGCUGGCAAUGUCGAUCUGCACCUUGAUGCAGUCAUGGCAUCUCUCGAUGCGUUAUCCGCAGUUUCCGAGACCUGCGCUGCAGCUCACCGACGACCAGAAAGCAGAACUGCAGGGAUACAUCUCGAUGCACAUCGGUGCAGCAGCAUCGGAGCAAACGCAGCACAUCAGCCCUUAUCGGCCCUACGGAAACUACGCUUUAUGCUCUGCGGAAGGCGCGGUGUGCAUCGACGAUCCGCUCGUUGCAGCGAAGAUGCUUCAUCUGACAUUUACGACAGGUUCUGCGAGCAUCAGCUUCGAGGAGCAGCACAUCUCCUACGGGAAUCUCGUGGUAGAGCUAUCACAAAACCUACAAUUUAGGAGGAGACUCCACCUCGAAGACGACGCUCCAAAGUCCAACCGCAGCGCCGGGGUCUCACUGGCUCUGGAGACAUCAGGGAUCGGAAUCCAGGACAUGGGCGCCAUGGAGGCUCGGGAAUGGCUCGAGAUGAGCAUGUGCCGACGGCCGAAGCUGCAAUGUGCCAGUCUCGCUAUCAAGCUCGCCAAGGUGACGCCUUGUCGCGCCCAGAUCGAAUGGUACAAGGCCCUGUGCGACGACGACACGGGCUACUACGACAGCUUCAAGCUCCGGAGGGCUUCCAAGAAAGACGCAAGGGUGAACAUGAACCGCAUCAGGCUCGGCCAGUUCUGGGACGAGCUGCUCGACAUGAUCCAGAACAACAACCUACCCCCCGACUUCCACAAGCGAAGCAAGUGGGUGAAUGCAGCUCAGUUCUACAAGCUCCUGGUGGAGCCGCUCGACAUCGCGGAGUACUACAGAUGCCAGUGGCCCAGGACCAGGCGCCAUUACCUGACUCAUGGCAGGGAGAGGAGGUACGAAGUGUUCGACAGAUGGUGGAACGAUCGCAACAAGGAGGCCCCCGAGAAGGCGGCGGCUCAUCGGAAGAGGAGUAAGUUUGCUGGGCUGACGCAGGACUCGUGCUUCUGGGCCAAGGUGGAGGAGGCGAGGGACAGCGUGAAGAAUGCUUGGGCCGAGAAGAACCCCACGAAGCUGGUGAAGCUUUGGGAGAACCUGCACGGUUUCGAGAGCUACGCCAACGGACUGAUCCGGAGGAAGGAGGUGUCGGUGGAUGUGUUGGCUCCGCGAUCGAGUUACAGCUUGUGGGUGGAAGAGCUGAAGGAUCUGAAGUCGAAGCAGGCGUGCCGUCUUCCUUCGUCCUCUGUAUUGGUCGGAGUAACAGGAGGAACGUAGAAGGACAAGAGAAUCCACCCAUCUCAUCGACGUUGUAACAGAGAUCGGUCUGUGACAUUUUGUUGGAAAAAACUAUCGUAGCCGAAUAAUUUUUUUCUUUA
Molecule: messenger RNA, 2065 nt
Organism: Musa acuminata subsp. malaccensis (wild Malaysian banana)
Lineage: Eukaryota; Viridiplantae; Streptophyta; Magnoliopsida; Zingiberales; Musaceae
Product: lipase-like PAD4
Biological process (GO): lipid metabolic process
Source: RefSeq, a predicted model, not a curated record